This is a messenger RNA of Crotalus tigris (Tiger rattlesnake), 3949 nucleotides long. RefSeq names its product protein tyrosine phosphatase non-receptor type 6 (gene PTPN6). Lineage: Eukaryota; Metazoa; Chordata; Lepidosauria; Squamata; Viperidae. Gene Ontology annotation, molecular function: protein tyrosine phosphatase activity. The record is from RefSeq and is a predicted model, not a curated record. Gene Ontology annotation, biological process: protein dephosphorylation. The coding region runs from base 1357 to 3183 and encodes 608 amino acids. The transcript has 17 exons.
AAAUUCAGUUCAAAGUAUUUCAAAAAGUAUUCCGUAUGCUUUUCUUAGAACAACCAGGGCUGCUUCUCUAACCUUCGAGUACAGAAGGAGAUGGAUUCAUAACUGCUAAGAAGAGUGUGCACAAAAUUAUAAUUCAGUAGAAAACAAAGAACGCCAUCCCGCCUAUAGUUUAAGCUGGCGAUUACAGUCUUGGACACAUUCCUAUAUGCCAAGAGACAAAAAAACUGUUUAAUGGAAAGAAACUUCCUUCCUAUUGCAAGUCAGUUAGUGAGCCAAAGUUAGCAGAUGAGUUAAUAAAUACACAAGUACAUCUACAGUGAAGUGAAAACAGUGAAAGUCCUCCGAGUUUAAAAAAAUGUCAAAACUGAUAUGUUUCGAGGAAGGCAGGCCACAUAGUCCAUCCGGCAACUGGCUCAGGGAUGAACUGAACUUUUUUUCCCCCGGCUUUCCAGAUCUACCCAGGGAGGGCCUCCCGGUAGGUCAAUGGGGCGGAGAAGCAAACGGCCCCUCCCUUGGUUACCUGCUGCUUGUCUCAGGUUCAGCCUCUUCCUCUCCCUGUAACCUCCUGGGUGCUUAUUAACUCCAGUUCAGGAAGACAUUUAGCAGGGGAAAGAACGAAGUCUUUUGUAUUGGGAGCAGCUUUCUGAAUUCAGCCUCCUUCCACUAUACCUAUUCUACUAGGGCAGAGACUGCUAGCUCCACCAGAAAAUCCACUGCUACCUUGUCUUACUUUAGGCAAGACUCCAUCAUGUACAGUAGGCCUGAAUUCCCCAACAUCUUUUAUAUUUAUGACAUUACAUACACUGAUUACAUACUCUUGGGAUAUAAUUGCCUUUAAUUAUGUUGCAUUUAGUACUGGUGUUGAUUCUCCUGUAGUGAUAAUUAAAUGGACUGCCUUGCACUCAUUUAUCGUGAAUUCUUUCUCCCUCCCCCCAAAAAGGAAGAAAGACAAAUAGUUGUGAGCAAGGAAGAUAGGACAGAAGGAGAAAAAGGACCCAAAAGCAGAAGCAGAAGUGCACACAUUGCAACUUGCAGUGAAGAACAACGAUGUUAGAUAUGCUUCCUGUUCCUGUAUUAGUGCUCAGCAACUUGGAACUGCCUGUUUGCCUCACUUCUUUCUGCCCUGACCUACCAACACGGACUGAUCGUGGAGCAGACUAUGAAUGUGUGAUGGGCAGUGGAAACGCAUGAGGUAGAUGGAUAGAGUCAAAAAAGGAGAAUUCACAGCUGGAAAGUCUGGUUGAGACAUCAAACACUCAUUUUGCUUUUAUUCUCAUCUUAAAAGAAACUUCAGUUAAUUUUUCAAUUGUUUUCUUAACUGGACCUUUGAUUUUGCCACUGGUCACCUGGGAAAUAAUGAGCAGGUGGUUUCAUCGUGACCUGAGCGGCAUAGAUGCUGAGGCCUUACUCAAAGCACGAGGAAUUCAUGGCAGCUUUCUGGCUCGGCCCAGCCGGAAGAACAAGGGGGACUUUUCCCUUUCAGUCAGGGUUGGUGAUGAGGUAACUCACAUCCGUAUCCAGAAUACUGGGGAUUAUUAUGACCUCUACGGAGGAGAGAAAUUUGCUACUUUAUCAGAACUGGUGGAAUAUUAUACACAGCAACAGGGAUCCCUGCAGGAUAAAGAUGGCACCAUCAUAGACUUGAGGUAUCCACUCAACUGCUCUGAUCCCACCACAGAAAGGUGGUACCAUGGACAUCUUUCUGGUCCAGCAGCUGAGGCUUUACUCCAAGCCAAAACUGCACCAUGGACCUUCUUAGUGCGUGAGAGCCUUAGCAAGCCUGGUGAUUUUGUGCUGUCUGUCCUGACUGACCAGCCUAAACCUAGGACUGAUGUCACUGGCGCCCACAGCCAAGAACGACUUAAGGUUACUCAUAUCAAGAUUAUGUGUGAGAAAGGGCAGUACACAAUUGGGGGUACAGCAAGAUUCCUCAGUUUGACUGACUUAGUGGAACAUUUUAAAAAGAUAGGAAUUGAGGAGGCAUCUGGAUAUUUUGUGUAUUUGAGACAGCCUUUCAAUGCCACUCGAGUGAAUGCAGCUGACAUUGAAAACAGAGUGGAAAUGCUCAAAAGGAGGAGUCAAGCAGAAGAGGCGAACAAAGGUGGUUUCUGGGAGGAGUUUGAUAGCCUGCAAAAACAAGAGACAAAGAACUUGUAUGAUCGACAUGAGGGUCAAAGACCAGAAAAUAAGAGCAAGAAUCGCUAUAAGAAUAUCUUGCCCUUUGACCACUCCAGAGUCAUUCUUCAAGACAGAGAUGUGAAUAUUCCUGGGUCAGAUUAUAUCAAUGCCAACUACAUCAAAAACGAGCUGAUCAGUCCGGAGGAAUGCAGUAAAACCUAUAUUGCCAGCCAAGGUUGCCUGGAGGCCACCAUUAAUGAUUUCUGGCAGAUGAUAUGGCAAGAAAAUUCACGCAUCAUUAUGAUGACCACUCGGGAAGUGGAGAAAGGAAGGAAUAAAUGUGUUCCCUACUGGCCAGAAGUAGGAAGCAGCAAAGAGUAUGGGCCAUAUAUUGUGGAAAAUAUUGGAGACCGUGAGGCGAUAGACUAUAGACUCCGACAACUUCGGCUUUCACCAAUCAAUAAUGAUGAGGCUGUGAGAGACAUCUGGCAUUAUCAAUACCUGAGCUGGCCAGACCAUGGAGUGCCCAGUGAGCCUGGAGGAGUUCUUAACUUCCUUGAUGAAGUCAGUCGGAUGCAGGAGAGUGUCCCAGGAGCUGGACCUAUCAUAGUGCACUGCAGUGCUGGGAUUGGUCGCACUGGGACCAUCAUUGUCAUUGAUAUGACUGUGGAUAUGAUUUCCACCAAAGGACUGGACUGUGACAUAGAUAUCCCCAAGGCCAUUCAAAUGGUCCGGUCGCAGCGCUCAGGAAUGGUGCAGACUGAAGCUCAGUACAAGUUCAUCUAUAUGGCCAUAUGCCAAUUUAUAGAGAUCACCAAAAAGAAGUGGGACAUCAUGCAGUCUCCAAAAGGAAGACUAAAUGAAUCAGAAUAUGGGAAUAUCACCUACCCACCUGCCCAGAAGACCUCACACCCAAAGGUUUCUAGAAAAUCUUCCAGGCAAAGGGAAGAACCAACCCUCUAUGAGAAUUUAGACAAUGUGAAAGGAAAAAAGGAAGAGAAGGGUCAAAAACCAUGGCCAUCUGGGAAAGAAAAGAAACCUAAAGGCUCUUUGAAGAAAAAGUAACCAUCAUUGGCUCCAUUCGCAGUGAACAUUUGUCCUUGCUAAUAAUUUUGUCUAGAGGCUUACAGAAUUGUUUUUGUCACUGCAUGGAAAACCCAGGUGGCACUUUCUCCUUUCAUCAGUGCAUUCUCUAUUGUCCCUUGGUCCCUUACCUAUAUUAUUUUAAAUUAUCUUAGGCAUCUUAGAUGUUUAUUUUAUUUUCAUGUAGAAUCUUGCUCCCACUGCAAUUGUGCAGAUUGUGGUUCUCAGCCACCAGUUUAUUGCCUUGACUCCUUCAUUAUCUCCUAAACUUCCCCAUCUUUCAGCGUAUCUACUAGCUACAGUAGAUCUGCUGUUUUCGAGUCUGCGCAAAGUGCCUUCUUCAGUCUAGGUACUAAAACAUCUGCUUAUGUUCCCCAGACCUCUCCUAAAAGGGCCUAGUCCUUCCCAUUUUUUAGAAUGUACCCCUUACUACGUGGUACAAAGCUGAGUAUGGAGCUGGAGCUGGCAAACCAUGCACUUUCGCUUUGGGCCAUUCCACUUAUUGGACCCAGAGGCUGAAUACAGUGCUUUUCAAUAAGCAUUGCUUCCGUAGCUUAAGCUUUCUAAUCUAGUUUCUUCCUACUUUUUGUUUGAAACUUCAUCAGAUCAAAGCUGACCAUGUUCCAUUUACAGCUGGGAGCCACAAGCUCAACAGCUAUCUGUUUAUUCACCAACCUUUUGCAAUUGCACUCUGUAAAUAAUACAUUGGGUUGCUUUACUCUGUAAAUAAACCAGAUAUUAUUUGGUA